GUACUUGAAUUGCUGGGAAAUAAAAUAAGUAGAAGGUAUUCAAAUUAGAGACACUAUUGCAUAGGUGAUGAUAUCAAUUUGAAAUGCCAUUGAUUGGCAUGGGAGGUAAUGUUUGCCAAACUGACAGACAUGCUGACUGACAGUCGAAAGAGGAUUUUCUGUCUGACGCCUAGUGAGAGGCUAAUCCUUAUCCAGUGCACCCAUCCCGUCUCUGUUCUUCAGUCUGCUCUCAUUCUGCAGAUCGAGCCUCUCCGGACUGAGCUGCAGGAAACACACAGCCUUUGCCACCUCAACUCUUCAGAAAACCCUCAGGUAAUAACCAGAACAGGUAACCAUGGCGAACUCUUUUACCCGCAUGAUAUCUGGCCGUAACACGGCUGUGAUUCUAGCCAGCGUGGGAGCUGGCUCUCUGACAUCUGGAUAUCUUCUCUGUGACAGCACUGCUGAUGCAGCUGAGAGGAGGAAGCUCUAUCCACCCAGUGCUGAUUUCCCUGACCUGAGGAAGCACAACAACUGCAUGGCAGCAGCCCUGACCCCCACCAUCUAUGGACACCUGAGGGACAAGACCACCUCCAACGAGUGGACCGUGGACCAGUGCAUCCAGACCGGGGUGGACAACCCUGGACACCCCUUUAUCAAGACUGUGGGCAUGGUAGCUGGAGACGAGGAGAGCUACGAGCUGUUUGCUGAGCUCUUUGAUCCUGUUAUCAAGGAUAGACACAAUGGCUACGAUCCUCGCACAAUGAAGCACCCCACUGAUCUGGAUGCUUCAAAGAUCACCUCAGGAAUGUUUGAUGAGCGCUACGUGCUGUCAUCUCGUGUCCGUACCGGGCGUAGCAUCCGUGGACUGAGUCUCCCCCCUGCAUGCUCGCGCUCUGAGCGCCGUGAGGUGGAGCGUGUGUGUGUGACCGCUCUGUCCGGCCUGAAGGGGGACCUGGCUGGGCGCUACUACAGCCUGGGAGAUAUGUCUGAUAGAGAGCAGCAACACCUUAUUGAUGAGCACCUCUUGUUUGAUAAACCUGUGUCACCUCUGCUGACUGCUUCCGGGAUGGCCAGAGAUUGGCCUGAUGCUCGUGGGAUCUGGCACAACAACGAGAAGAACUUCUUACUCUGGAUCAAUGAGGAGGACCACACAAGGAUCAUAUCCAUGGAGAAAGGAGGAAACAUGAAGAGAGUGUUUGAAAGGUUCUGUAGAGGACUUAAACAGGUGGAGCAUCUUAUUCAGGAGAGAGGCUGGGAGUUCAUGUGGAAUGACCGUCUGGGCUACAUCCUCACCUGCCCCUCCAACCUGGGCACUGGACUCAGGGCGGGGGUGCAUGUUCGUCUGCCCAUGCUCAGCAGGGACCCUCGCUUCAAAAAGAUCCUGGAGAACCUGAGGCUUCAGAAGAGGGGCACUGGUGGUGUGGACACGGCGGCCACUGGAGACACCGUCGACAUCUCUAACAACGACCGUCUCGGCAAGUCAGAGGUGGAGCUGGUACAAUUAGUGGUUGAUGGAGUUAACUACCUGAUCGAAUGUGAGAAGAGGCUGGAGAGGGGGCAGGACAUCAAGAUCCCCUCCCCCAUCCCUCAGUUCAGGAAGUGAACAUUACCUUUGCAGGGAAUCCUGGAAAAGAGUAGGCUAAUAGUAGUUAAUUAAACUGUUGGUCUAACAAGAUAUUCAUGGUCUGUAUAGCACUGUACCUACUUACAAUAAAUAAUUUACGUGCAUAUUCAUUCUAGACAAAAUAAACUUGAUUGACAAAA
This is a messenger RNA of Gymnodraco acuticeps, 1746 nucleotides long. Its product is annotated as creatine kinase U-type, mitochondrial-like. The record is from RefSeq and is a predicted model, not a curated record. Gene Ontology annotation, biological process: phosphocreatine biosynthetic process. Gene Ontology annotation, cellular component: mitochondrion. Bases 335 to 1585 code for a protein of 416 amino acids. The transcript is spliced from 10 exons. NCBI's taxonomy places the organism in Eukaryota, Metazoa, Chordata, Actinopteri, Perciformes, Bathydraconidae. Gene Ontology annotation, molecular function: creatine kinase activity.